This is a messenger RNA of Pseudomassariella vexata, 906 nucleotides long. RefSeq lists its product as uncharacterized. Gene Ontology annotation, molecular function: protein-lysine N-methyltransferase activity. NCBI's taxonomy places the organism in Eukaryota, Fungi, Ascomycota, Sordariomycetes, Amphisphaeriales, Pseudomassariaceae. The record is from RefSeq and is a predicted model, not a curated record. Gene Ontology annotation, biological process: peptidyl-lysine dimethylation. The transcript has a single exon. The coding region runs from base 1 to 906 and encodes 301 amino acids.
AUGGCAAGCCGGCUCACAUCCCGCAUCUCCGUCGUGGGCCCACCGCUCGAGGACCCGGAAGACUUCCUCGGCGAUUCCCUAGGCGUCGUCUUCCCAGACGAGAUCAUGAACCUGCACGGCGACGCCCAGCACGCGCUGCACUAUACGUCCCCCCAUCUACCCGAACCACUGCACAUCCAGCUCUCGGACCCAGACGAGGAGGACGACCGCCGGCUAUUUAGCCAUUACCUCUGGAAUGCAUCCUUGCUGCUUGCUGAGCUUGUCGAGGCCGGGACGUUGGGCUUGGAGAUUGAUUCGCCGACGGAUGGGGAUGGCAAGGAAGUCGGGCAGUUCAACGUCACUGGCCUGACGACGUUGGAGGUUGGCGCGGGAACGGCGCUGCCGAGUAUGCUCGGCGCGUUGCUCGGUGCGAAGCGCGUUGUUGUGAGCGACUACCCCACACCCCUCGUCAUGGAGAUGCUGCGCCGGAACAUGGCGAAGAACAUGAAGCCCGAGUUGUCGCCACGCAACACCGUCUCGCCCGUCCUCGUAGAUGGGCAUUCGUGGGGCGAGCUCGAUACGCCCUUCGCGGCCGAGCACAAGGCGGCGUUCGACCGCAUCUUCGUGUGCGACUGUCUGUGGAUGCCAACGCAGCAUGCGAACCUGCAAAAGUCCAUCGCCUGGUUCAUGAAGGACGACGCGGAGGCGCGGGCGUGGGUCGUUGCCGGCUUUCACACGGGCCGGGCCGUGAUGCGUGGUUUCUUCAAAGAAGAAGGGUUAAAGGCCGCGGGACUGGAGAUCGAGCGCAUAUGGGAGCGAGACUGCAACAAUGUGGAACGAGAGUGGAUUGAGGAUCGUGGACCGGAAGAUGACGGCAUCCGGAAACGGUGGUUAGUCGUUGGGGUGCUGCGGAGGGCGAGGAAGUAG